Molecule: messenger RNA, 555 nt
Organism: Penicillium soppii
Lineage: Eukaryota; Fungi; Ascomycota; Eurotiomycetes; Eurotiales; Aspergillaceae
Exons: 1
Coding region: 1-555 (184 amino acids)
Source: RefSeq, a predicted model, not a curated record
AUGGCUUUGCCUACCUUUGACCGAGUCACUCGGAUCGCUUCCAUGUUCUCCUUCACCUGGAGACCACCUGAAGGCUACAUAGUGCAACCCUUCACCGAAUUUGACUCACUUGAGAUCAGCAUGCAGAGGGUUCUGCUGCAGCUUCAAGAUACCGGGGAUGGAAACCAAUGGAUUAUUCUUGUGGGCCUGCCUUCAUCAGCAAUCGAAAGGAUGAUUGACAAGUUUGACUGCCUCGGGGGCUUUCAUUACUGUUUCCAGUGGGAAGAAAGUAUCGGCUUGCUUAAGAUGGUUCCAGAGUCAUGCCACGCCGCUGCGAAUCACAUUGUUAGGGCGAUUGAUCACCAGGUCUCUUUGAGGACAAACCCACCGAGCGGGGCCCUAUGGACCUCUACUGCUAUGUACAAUUUUGAUGGCACGAAAAGCAAACAGAGCGACCAGGCCUUCCUCCCGUCGUCACGAUAUUCUCCCCAGUCACAAACCUACACCCUUGCCUCCCUCGUUAUCGAAACAGGUGUGGCCCAGUCCCUCCCUCGACUCCGAGAACAUGCAAAGUGA